UGAAGACUUGGAAUACCGGCUUACACACUUCUAUUCCGAAUCCGAAGCACAGUCGAAGUACAGUCAUGUGACUCUGGAACACUUGCCCUUCUUUGAACUUGAAUCGUCGUCUCUGAUUUUCUUUGUCCACCGUGUCAUUAGCUCUUGGCAAGUCCUUGUUCAAGCCGACUGUCAUGAGCCAUGGAAGCACGCACGACCUACCCAAGGAGUGUCGUAUCAGUGAAAUCAUGCAGUACAUCUGCACCCCCCAAAGAGGUGCAUUCGGGCCGUCAGUUCAUUGCACGCCAGUUCCACGCUUGUUCCGGAUAUGCCCCAACAUACCUGCAGUAGAAGUAACUCGGGUGCUCAACAUUGAUCUGGCCACUGGUGAUGUAGCGGUCCCGAAGGACCUGAGCUCCCAGCUACCCACCGGCAAAGCCUGGUGCGAUGUUGUCAAGCACGACAAAAUACAAGAGCCGAAGUCCUGAAUCUCCGGACAACAUCGAGGGCGCUGUUCCUCCUCACUCUGUUCGCAUCCCGCUCCAGAUCACUUUCGGGCAGUCGCUGCCUGCAUAGCCUUGUGUAACGUCUUUCACAAAGAACGGACAUGUCUCCCGUCCAUCGGGGCGGUCACCAGUCGCUCGCCAUCCGUGAUCAUCCAUCUGAGUUCUUGAGCUCUCUCCAGUUGUGAACAAAGAUUUAACAAAGAAGUGCAUGUCCGAACAGCCAAAGACAUCAGACAAGACAUCAGC
Mycena citricolor is the source of this 731-nucleotide messenger RNA. Lineage: Eukaryota; Fungi; Basidiomycota; Agaricomycetes; Agaricales; Mycenaceae. The record is from the annotation of a GenBank genome assembly.